AUGAAAUCACCUUUUCAACUAUUACCACAUACCAACAAACAUCAACAAGUCACUUCGUUUUCUGAUUCAGGUCAUACUUUGUCAUGGGGGGCAAGUCACCCGGAAAUACUCUCAGGUGAAUCACAUGAAGGACCAAUCAAUCCAGCCAGUGAAGACACUCGUACAAUUCUGUCAAACUUGUUUCAAGAGGUUGUGAGUGUUUUCCCCGAUAAGUUCCUACAUUUGGGUGGCAGUGUGUAUGACAGACAGUUGUGGCAAGAAGAUGCAGAGAUUCAAGAGUUUAUGAAGCAGAAUGGAUUUGACGAGGACUACAAUAAACUGGAGAACUACUAUUUUGAAAUGCUUGCAGGAAUCAUUGAGAAUAUUGGUGCAAAUGUACAGUCGACUAUCACACCGAUUGUGUGGCAGAGUGUAUUUGAAAAUGGUUAUCGCGGAAACACCAACACUGUCAUACACGUACACAAUGAGUCCGAUUGGCAAAAUCUUGUCAAAUCUAUCACAUCGUCUGGAUACAGAGUUAUAAAUUCAGCCUGUUGGUCGAAUCUGAAUGAAGCUGUUGUCACAGACACAAGGAAGUUUUACGAAUGUGACAUAUCACAAUUUGAAGGUAAAUCAGUGUGAUGUUAGAUAUUCUCUGAUUGAAUAUUGCUGAUAACUGACCACACUCAGCAGUAUUAGUAGCAGACAAACUAUACGUGAGUUAUCUUUCAGCGUGUAUAACUGGAUUCUAUCUUGAGGAAUAUUAUAACUGGAUUCUGAACUUGAAUACUUAUAAAGAAGUGACUAUCUAGUGAAGGAAAUUCAUCUUUACAAUGAAUAGAUCUGUAGUGAUGCUUCCCUUUUUUUAAUGAAUUAUACCUAAGGAGUGAUAUCCCAACUUUUCGAUUCUUA
Messenger RNA from Trichobilharzia szidati, 891 nucleotides. The record is from the annotation of a GenBank genome assembly. NCBI's taxonomy places the organism in Eukaryota, Metazoa, Platyhelminthes, Trematoda, Strigeidida, Schistosomatidae.